Beauveria bassiana ARSEF 2860 is the source of this 1731-nucleotide messenger RNA. Its product is annotated as Cytochrome P450 CYP504B10. Gene Ontology annotation, molecular function: heme binding; iron ion binding; oxidoreductase activity, acting on paired donors, with incorporation or reduction of molecular oxygen. The record is from RefSeq and is a predicted model, not a curated record. Lineage: Eukaryota; Fungi; Ascomycota; Sordariomycetes; Hypocreales; Cordycipitaceae. The transcript is spliced from 4 exons. Bases 1 to 1731 code for a protein of 576 amino acids.
AUGCUCAGAACCGUAGAUCUGUUGGCGCUUCUUACCGACCAUGGUCGUCGAGGCACGCUGGAGGCGCUCGCCAUUACCUUGUUCAUUGCCCCCAUUGUCUACAUCAUCGCCAAUGAACUCAUCCGCUACAAUGCUCGCAUAGGCCAGUUAAAGGGGCCCCGAGGCCUACCUAUCAUUGGAAACAUGUGGGAUAUUCGUGUCAAUGCAGCAGAAAAGUAUCGCGAGUGGGCAAAAACAUUUGGUGAAGUCUAUCAAAUCCAGCUCGGCAAUGUUCCCGUCGUCGUCAUCAACUCUGCCGCUGCAGCAAAGACUCUUUUUGGCUUUAAUCUCCAGGCCAUGAGCUCUCGCCCCGAGUUCUACACAUUUCACAAGCUCGUCUCUGACACGGCCGGUACUACAAUCGGUACGUCGCCGUUCAGCGACUCGUUGAAGCGCCGCCGCAAAGGUGCCGCCACCGCGUUGAACAAGCCCUCUAUCCAGACGUAUGUCCCCCAUCUGGACAUUGAGUCACGCGACUUUAUCAAGGAGCUCUACGAGUACGGCCAGGCCGGCAAGAUUCCCACGGACCCCAUGCCCAUGAUUCAGCGGCUAUCGCUGUCGCUCGCUCUGACCCUCAACUGGGGCGUGCGUCUCAAAAGCCAAAAGGACAACCUCUUUGACGAAAUUACCCACGUCGAGGAGGAAAUCAGCCGCUUCCGCUCCACCACGGGCAACCUCCAAGACUACAUCCCGAUCCUGCGCCUCAAUCCCAUCAACACGCACUCGGCCAAGGCGCGGGAAGUGCGGCGCCGUCGUGAUGUGUACCUGUCGCGCCUCAACAACGGCCUGGACGAACGCAUCGCCAACGGCACUUAUAAGCCCUGCAUCCAGGCCAAUGUCAUCAUGGACAAGGAGGCCAAGCUGAACAAGGAAGAGCUGACGUCCAUCAGCCUGACCAUGCUGUCCGGUGGUCUGGACACGGUCACGACGCAGGUGGCCUGGUUUGUCGCUUUCCUCUCACAGAACCCUGACAUCCAAGAUAAGGCUGUCGAAGAGAUUCGCAAAUUCUACGGCGAGGAUACUCCCAUGUGCGACGAACUGGACGAUCAAAAGUGCCCAUACGUCGUAGCCUUGGUCAAGGAGUCUCUUCGCUACUAUACUGUGCUGCGGCUAGCACUUCCACGCGCCUCUAUCAAAGAUGUCGCCUAUGGAACCGCCACCAUCCCCAAGGGUUCCAUACUGUUUCUCAACGCCUGGGCCUGUAAUAUGGACUCGAAUGUGUGGAGCGACCCCGACGUCUUCCGCCCAGAGCGCUGGUAUGAGCAGCCCGACGCGCCGCUCUUUACCUACGGAGUCGGCUACCGCAUGUGCGCCGGCUCUCUUCUCGCGAACCGCGAGCUGUACCUCGUGUACAUGCGCCUGCUCAAUAGCUUCCGCAUCGAAAAGUUCGACGAUGUCGACUGCCACCCCGUCAGCGGCAACGCGGACCCGACUAGUCUCGUCGCGCUGCCCCGGCGCUACCGGGCGCUCUUUGUCCCGCGAAACCCCGUGGCGCUCAAGGCGGCCAUGGAAGAGACGGAGGCAAUGGAGCGUGCAGACGACAGCAUUUCGGCCAACAUGCAGCUCAAGACUCUCCUCACCCUCGUCCUGGCCAACGCCGUCGCCGGCCUCUGCCGCUCGGACGCCGACUGCCCCCAGGGCCAGCACUGCAAGCAGCAGGGCGAGUUUCCCAACAUCAAGGUCUGCAAGUGA